AUGGGUAAACAAGCUAUGGGUAUAUAUGUGACAAAUUAUCAAUUGAGAAUGGAUACUUUGGCAAAUAUUUUAUAUUAUCCACAAAAGCCUUUGGUAACGACUAGAUCCAUGGAAUUCUUAAGAUUUCGUGAAUUGCCAGCUGGACAAAAUGCCAUGGUUGCAAUCCUUUGUUAUAGUGGAUACAAUCAAGAAGAUUCAAUCAUUAUGAAUCAAAGUAGUAUUGACAGAGGAUUGUUUAGAAGUAUUUUUUAUAGGAGUUAUAUGGAUCAAGAAAAGAAAGUGGUUAGUGCAUAUACACCUUCUCAAAACACUUUAUUUUAUUUUAUUCAGAGAUGA
This is a messenger RNA of Entrophospora sp. SA101, 336 nucleotides long. Lineage: Eukaryota; Fungi; Glomeromycota; Glomeromycetes; Entrophosporales; Entrophosporaceae. The record is from the annotation of a GenBank genome assembly.